This is a messenger RNA of Gavia stellata (red-throated loon), 1451 nucleotides long. It is a transcript of the gene SPOP, whose product is annotated as speckle type BTB/POZ protein. The record is from RefSeq and is a predicted model, not a curated record. Gene Ontology annotation, molecular function: ubiquitin protein ligase binding. Gene Ontology annotation, biological process: regulation of proteolysis; proteasome-mediated ubiquitin-dependent protein catabolic process. Gene Ontology annotation, cellular component: nucleus; cytoplasm. The coding region runs from base 158 to 1282 and encodes 374 amino acids. NCBI's taxonomy places the organism in Eukaryota, Metazoa, Chordata, Aves, Gaviiformes, Gaviidae. The transcript has 11 exons.
GUCACUCGUAGGGCCAGGAGGGCAGAAAAGAUGCAGAACCACUGACUGUGUAGCAAAUGCCCGGAAAAGACUUGAGAGUUCAUUUCUAUACUGGUGAAGAUCAAUUAUAAAUUUCUUCUGCUGAGUUGUGAAAUUCUGUUUAAUCUUCAAACUGGCGAUGUCAAGGGUGCCGAGUCCUCCUCCUCCGGCAGAAAUGUCGAGUGGACCUGUAGCAGAGAGCUGGUGCUACACUCAGAUCAAGGUGGUGAAGUUUUCCUACAUGUGGACCAUAAACAACUUUAGCUUCUGCCGAGAAGAAAUGGGUGAGGUCAUCAAAAGCUCAACCUUUUCAUCUGGAGCCAAUGAUAAACUCAAAUGGUGUUUACGUGUGAACCCUAAAGGCUUGGAUGAAGAAAGUAAAGAUUAUCUAUCCCUCUAUCUGUUGCUGGUGAGCUGUCCAAAAAGUGAAGUUCGAGCAAAGUUCAAAUUCUCCAUCCUGAAUGCUAAAGGAGAAGAAACAAAAGCAAUGGAGAGCCAGCGAGCAUAUCGAUUUGUACAAGGCAAGGACUGGGGAUUCAAAAAAUUUAUUAGAAGAGACUUUCUUUUGGAUGAGGCCAAUGGACUUCUUCCAGAUGACAAACUCACUCUCUUCUGUGAGGUGAGUGUGGUACAGGACUCUGUCAAUAUCUCCGGCCAGAACACUAUGAACAUGGUGAAGGUACCAGAGUGUCGCUUGGCAGAUGAGUUGGGAGGACUCUGGGAGAAUUCACGCUUCACGGACUGCUGUCUGUGCGUUGCAGGCCAGGAGUUCCAGGCUCACAAAGCCAUAUUGGCAGCGCGUUCCCCAGUUUUCAGCGCCAUGUUUGAGCAUGAGAUGGAAGAGAGUAAAAAGAAUCGGGUUGAAAUCAAUGAUGUGGAGCCUGAAGUUUUUAAGGAAAUGAUGUGCUUUAUUUACACGGGGAAGGCACCAAAUCUUGACAAAAUGGCUGAUGACUUGCUGGCAGCUGCUGACAAGUAUGCUCUAGAACGUCUGAAGGUGAUGUGUGAGGAUGCACUGUGCAGUAACCUGUCUGUGGAAAAUGCAGCCGAGAUCCUCAUUCUAGCUGACCUACAUAGUGCUGAUCAACUGAAAACUCAAGCAGUGGACUUCAUUAACUAUCAUGCUUCUGACGUCAUGGAGACAUCAGGCUGGAAGUCUAUGGUAGUAUCGCAUCCCCAUUUGGUGGCUGAGGCGUAUCGCUCUUUGGCCUCUGCACAGUGCCCCUUUCUGGGACCCCCACGUAAGCGACUGAAGCAAUCCUAAAGUCCUGUCUGGUCACACCACCCCAUGUUUUUCUGGAAGCAGCACCAGCUGUUGCUGCUGUAACCUUGACCACCAGGUAGACAGCGAAAUCUGUGGAGCUUUUACUCUGUUGUUGGGGGGAAGAGACUGCUUCGUGACACCCAGACUUUUUAAAACAGCACCAAGUAAC